This is a messenger RNA of Odobenus rosmarus divergens (Pacific walrus), 1941 nucleotides long. It is a transcript of the gene DBR1, whose product is annotated as debranching enzyme homolog 1 (S. cerevisiae). Gene Ontology annotation, cellular component: nucleus. The coding region runs from base 117 to 1748 and encodes 543 amino acids. Gene Ontology annotation, biological process: mRNA splicing, via spliceosome. The transcript is spliced from 8 exons. Lineage: Eukaryota; Metazoa; Chordata; Mammalia; Carnivora; Odobenidae. The record is from RefSeq and is a predicted model, not a curated record. Gene Ontology annotation, molecular function: RNA lariat debranching enzyme activity.
CUCAGUCAGUGUUGGCGGGAGCUGAGCGAUCAGUGCGCGCUUUGCUGUCCGGCCUGGGCUAGCUCUGGUGUAGGGGCUUGCGGGCAGCGCUCCCCGCUUCGAGCCGAGCCGGUAGGAUGCGGGUGGCUGUGGCCGGCUGCUGCCACGGCGAGCUGGACAAGAUCUAUGAGACGCUUGCGCUGGCGGAGAGGCGCGGCCCCGGGCCGAUAGAUCUUCUGCUGUGUUGCGGCGACUUCCAGGCGGUGCGCAACGAGGCCGACUUGCGUUGCAUGGCCGUCCCGCCCAAGUACCGCCACAUGCAGACCUUCUACAGGUAUUACUCUGGAGAGAAAAAGGCCCCAGUUCUCACAAUCUUCAUUGGGGGAAACCAUGAAGCCUCAAAUCAUUUGCAAGAGUUACCCUAUGGUGGCUGGGUGGCGCCAAACAUUUAUUAUUUAGGUUUGGCUGGGGUAGUAAAAUACCGAGGCAUAAGGAUUGGUGGCAUCUCUGGUAUCUUUAAAUCUCAUGACUAUCGAAAAGGUCAUUUUGAGUGUCCCCCUUAUAAUCCAGCUACAAUAAGGAGUAUAUAUCAUGUGAGAAAUAUUGAAGUCUAUAAAUUAAAACAGCUGAAGCAGCCUAUGGACAUAUUCUUAUCUCACGAUUGGCCAAGAAAGAUCUAUCAUUAUGGAAAUAAGCAGCAGCUUCUUAAGACAAAAUCUUUUUUCCGACAAGAAGUGGAGAAUAACACAUUGGGAAGUCCUGCUGCCUCAGAGCUCUUAGAGCACUUCAAGCCCACGUACUGGUUUUCCGCACACCUUCAUGUGAAGUUUGCAGCCUUGAUGCAGCAUCAGGCCAAGGAUAAAGGACAGACAGCCAAAGCAACCAAAUUUUUAGCCUUGGACAAAUGCUUACCACAUAGAGACUUUCUUCAGGUAAUAGAAAUAGAACAUGACCCCAGUGCUCCUGAGUACUUAGAGUAUGAUAUUGAAUGGCUCACUGUUCUCAGGGCUACUGAUGAUCUUAUUAAUGUGACUGAGCGCCUCUGGAAUAUGCCUGAAAAUAAUGGCCUGCAUACAAGGUGGGAUUAUAGUGCAACAGAAGAAGCUAUGAACAAAGUAUUGGAAAUACUGAAUCAUGACCUCAAAGUUCCAUGUAACUUUAGCAUAACAGCUGCUUGUUAUGACCCUAGCAGGCCACAGACACAAAUGCAGUUGGUUCAUAGGAUCAAUCCUCAAACUACUGAAUUUUGUGCCCAACUUGGCAUCACUGACAUGAAUGUCAGGCUUCAGAAGGCCAAGGAAGAACAUCACUUGUGUGGUGAAUUUGAAGAGCAGGAUGACAUGGAGAGUAAUGACUCUGGAGAAGACCGUAGUGAAUAUAACACAGAUACAUCUGCCCUGUCCUCUAUUAAUCCAGAUGAAAUAAUGUUAGAUGAAGAAGAGGAAGAUGAAGAUAGUAUUGUAAGUACACAUAGUGACAUGAAUACACCAUCUGUAGAACCUUCUUCUGAUCAAGCAUCUGACUUCUCUGCAAGCUUCUCUGAUGUCCGGAUCUUGCCGGGUUCCAUGGUUGUAUCUUCUGAUGAUACAUUGGGUUCCCCAGAUGGCAGAGAGGGGAAACUUGGUGAGGCUCUGGAGUCAGGGGAUGGAAAUGACUUAGAGUUGCCAUUGAAGAGGCUGAGUGAUGAACAUGAACCUGAACAAAGAAAGAAAAUUAAGAGGAGGAAUCAAGCCAUCUAUGCUGCAGUGGAUGAUGAUGAUGUAGCAUAAGACAAUUUACUUUCUUAGUGUUAUAUGUAGAUAUGUGAUUUUUGAGACCAUAUUUUUAGAGUUGGAUUUUUGACUCAAGAUUUAACUUUGUAAUAAUGAAGUUACUUCAGAGAAUUUUAGUUAGGUAUUAACUUUGUCUUUAGUCCUUUGUAUAUUUCAGAUAAAAAUAUUAAAAUUUCAUAUAUUUACUUGA